Messenger RNA from Pseudozyma flocculosa PF-1, 2694 nucleotides. RefSeq lists its product as uncharacterized. The transcript has 2 exons. The record is from RefSeq and is a predicted model, not a curated record. NCBI's taxonomy places the organism in Eukaryota, Fungi, Basidiomycota, Ustilaginomycetes, Ustilaginales, Ustilaginaceae. The coding region runs from base 1 to 2694 and encodes 897 amino acids. Gene Ontology annotation, molecular function: protein binding.
AUGUCGAACCCCUCUUCGGCUCAUGCCGGGUCGCAUAGGGCUGGCGAUCCUGCGAGCGGCGCCGGCUACGGAGACGCAUCGGCCCAGCUGGCUCGACUGACCGACGACGUCGGCAGGCUCGGGCUCCAUACGUCGCAGACGAUGCCCACCGGCCUGAGCAUGCACAGCUCGGGAUCCUCUUCGCUGGCGCAGUCGCCCACGGCGAGGUCCUAUGCCACCUACGACGCUGCGAUGGCCGCUGCCCGCAAAGCCUCGGCGAUGCCGGCAAAGCACGCCGGCCCGGUGUUUUACGAAAGCUCGGUAUCGAGCCCGGUGGACGGAGAAUCGUCUUCAGACCUUCCCGUCUCUGCUUCAUUCGGCGGGCCCGGCGACACGGCGGGAGGCACGUUCCGACGGCACGCCAGCCACCACCACGGCGGCUCCACGCUCGCGCACAAGGACUCCUUCGGCGGGCUCCAUGGGAUCCAGCGCUCAUCACCCAUCGGCGGAUACUCGAAAGACGCCGCCAACACCUCGGGUGGCACCUCGGCUUCGGGCGGUUGGCGAGGGCUGGAGACACCUGCCGCGGACGACUCGCGGCAACAGCUGUACGGCAGGUCCCGCCAGGCGUCGACGACCAUGGUCGAAGAUUCACCACCUCGGCGUCCCGACACGGCGUCGACUUUUGCGGGCCAUGGGACGUUCAGGGCAGAUGCACACAGCGAUGGACCUGGCACCUCCUCGACUUCGUCAGGCGCGGAGCCGGUUGAGGUCAUGGGCAGCGUCGGCGGUCGGAGCUCCGCGCCGAGAAGCAGCGGCGGCAGCAACGGCGGCAGCAAUGGCAGCCGGAGCGCAGGGACGUCGAGCGGCCGUCACACGAGUGGCAGGGCCUCUUCUCUUUCUGCGGCGGCGGCGGCCGCAGCAGCAGCGGCACCGUCGUCUAGCACUGCCACGACAGUCAGCGGUGGUGCUGGCAACGCGAGCGAAUCAAGUGCGCCCGGGAGCACGAUGGCCGAGAGACCCGAGCAGCAGCAGGCCUCGUCCGGAAACGGUCCGGGCAUUGAUUCGCUCAAUCGCGCCAUCUCGCGCUCCCAGUCGCUGGCGGCCGAGAUCGGCUCGGGCUCGUCCGCGACCGGGGUCUCGGCCCGAGGGCGCGACAGCCUCAGCCUGCCUAUAUCGGCGCUCGAUGCGGCCGCACACGCUCAGGCCUCCAACGGCACCAGCCCGACCAGCGCCCUGCCGCUCUCCCCCAUCUCCCAGGUCAGCCGGGCGUCGGAAUCGCUGCGGCCGCCGUCGUCCAAGGCCUCUGCAGGCGACGAGGAGUCGUCUCGGGCCAGCCCGUCGCCCGCAGCGGCUGUGAGCGCGGUCGCAGGCCCGCAAGAACACCGCGAAGCUCGGUCAGCGCGUGCCGCUGGAGCCCCCGCGCAGUCCUCGGCGGCACGGUCGGAGACGGCUCCUCCUGCCCGGCCAAGCCGCGCGGAACCAAUGGCGCGCUCCGGCAGCCGCAAUGCUGCGGUGCUUUCCGAGACCAAGGCGCCGUCAGCGACAACUUCGCGGGACCGGCCCAGCCGCAACGAUCGGGAUCGAGCCGCUGCGGGCGGGGCCUCGACAUCGGGCUCGGCUCGCCAUGGCUCGAGCACCGGCGGGACCCACCAUUCCUCACGCACCGACGCCUCGCGGGGCGCCAAGUCGGCCUCGAGGACGCUACCCCAGCUGCCGUCGGCGCCCACCGUGAAGCCGGCGCCGCCGCCGGCCAUGUACUGGUCCAAGGCGCCCGUCCACGGCAGCGUGCCGCGGCGGAGCUUCCGGGCGCACACGGCCAACCUCUGCGACGAGGUGCUCUGGCUGUUUGGCGGCUGCGACAACAAGGGCUGCUUCCGCGACCUGUGGUGCUUCGACACCGAGACCAUGUGCUGGUCCAAGCCCAAGGUGACGGGCGAGGUGCCCCCGGCCCGCCGCGCACACAGCGCCACCAUGGUCAACCAGCGACUCUUUGUCUUUGCCGGCGGCGACGGUCCCAACUACUUCAACGACCUCUACGUGUUUGACACCGUCUCGCUGCGCUGGUCAAAGCCCGAGAUUGGCGGCACGCCACCCAGCCCGCGCCGCGCCCACACCUGCAACUACCACGAGGGCCAGCUGAUCGUCUUUGGCGGCGGCAACGGCGUCGGCGCGCUCAACGACGUCCACGCGCUCGACGUCCACGACCUCUCGAAGCUCGAGUGGCGCAGGCUCGAGUGCAAGGGCAAGAUCCCCAUCGGCCGCGGCUACCACACAACCAACCUCGUCGACGGCAAGCUGAUCGUCAUUGGCGGCAGCGACGGCCACAUGUCGUUCAACGACAUCCACAUCCUCCGCCUCGACACGCGCACCUGGUACCAGGUCAAGACCGACGAGAUCCACAACCGCCUCGGCCACACGGCCACCCAGGUGGGCAGCUACCUCUUCGUCUUUGGCGGCCACGACAGCAAGACGUACACCGACGAGCUGCUCACGCUCAACCUGGUCAACCUGCAGUGGGAGCCGCGCAGGGUGUGCGGAGCCAAGCCGCCGGGGCGCGGCUACCACCAGGCCUGGCUGCGCGACUCGAGGCUCUUUGUCCACGGCGGCUUCGACGGCAAGGACAUCUUCGACGACCUCUACUAUCUCGACCUCGCCGCGUGCGCCUACCUGCCCCAGAUUACCAGCUUCACCGUCGAGCUCGACGACGAGUGA